Messenger RNA from Psilocybe cubensis, 3288 nucleotides. RefSeq lists its product as uncharacterized. Gene Ontology annotation, molecular function: ATP binding; cyclin-dependent protein serine/threonine kinase activity. The transcript has 7 exons. Gene Ontology annotation, biological process: protein phosphorylation. The record is from RefSeq and is a predicted model, not a curated record. Lineage: Eukaryota; Fungi; Basidiomycota; Agaricomycetes; Agaricales; Agrocybaceae. The coding region runs from base 1 to 3288 and encodes 1095 amino acids. Gene Ontology annotation, cellular component: nucleus.
AUGGUCUCGCCACAGUCGCGCAAGAGGCCUGCCUCACGAUCCCCAGAGCCCGCACGAUAUGGCAAGCGGACUAUCACAUCCUCUCCGGAAGAGGGCGAGGUCGACGACAACCCGCCACCGGUUACGAAGCCCAUAAUCCAGCCUAUUUCAUUACCUCAAAAACCAGCUACGACAAGCAGCAAAAAUAUUCCAUUUCCCUUUAAGAAGAAAACGGACGCCCCGAGAAAUGGUGCUGGAGGAGUGACAGGAGAUUCGCAGGGAAAACCGUUGAAUGUGUUCGAGGCACUGGAAGAAAAACAGGCGAAAAAGAAGGACGAUAUGUUCAAGCAGAAUCCUCGACACAAUGCAAGGCAGAAUGGAGACCACUGGGAGCCUAAUUUGACUGUCCAGCCGGGCUCUCUGCUUUCCAGAAUGGCGCCACUGCCUGGUGGAAGCCAUUUUGCGGCUCCUCGUGACAAUGGCAGAGACCACCGAGAUCGGAGUCGGCGGUCGCCAUCCCAUUAUUCCCCUCCUAGACGCCGCUCCCCCAGUCCCCAGCAUAGAGACACCAGGCAUAGACCUGUAGAAACCAGCAACUUUAGCCCUCUCAACAACCCCCGCGAACGCUCUCGGGAGCGGGGACGAUACGACAGAGGCAGCAGGAGCAAAAGUCGGAGUCGCAGCAGAAGCAGAGACGACUACGCGCGGCGGGAUGACUACUCUCGACGAUACAGAGACGACCGCCACCACUACCGCGGUGAACAUCGCCAGGACAGCCGUGCGUGGACACACCGGGGCGACACCUACCAAGACCGACGAGGGUACAACGAACGCCGGUACGACAACCGCCACGCCACUGACACAUACCGCCCCGUUUCUCCUCGCGCGCCCUCUCCUGGUCCCAGCCGUUCUGCCCAACCAAGCCCACCGCCACCGCCUUCUUCGCCGCCGCCGCCACCCCCGCCUGCAAGUCGACCUUCUGUGUCCAACCCUCCUCCUCCUCCACCUGCCCCAAGCCUUCCUCCACCGCCGCCCCCUUCCGACACCCCAGUUCCUCCCUCAUGUCCUCCCCCAGCACCACCUCCACCUCCAGUUGACGACGGCCCACGACCCCCAUCAUCAUCUCCUCCGCCUGCACCACCUCCAGAUAUGCGACUGAAAGACCGCCCGAUGCCAUACGCAAAACCUGCAAUACAAAGACCGGAUGCACCGUCUGAUCGACACUCGCCGCCACCCUUGAAUGUUCCGUCCGGCUCGACGGCCAAAGCGAUGGCGCGUGGACCCGAUCGGAGGGAUACAUCGACUUCGCAGACGCAGCGGAAAGAGCAGGGUGAAGUGACGGAACGCCCUAAGGAACCUGAACGCCCCAAGGUCGCUUUGAUCAAGAGGAGAAAUGUGAUGAGAAGGCCGGGCAAGUUGGAGGUGCAGGCGUAUGGACAUGGGUUUGCGGGGUGCGGGCAGCAGUCUGAUUACGAGGCGACGACUAAAUUGGGUGAAGGAACAUUCGGGGAGGUACAUAAGGCUAUUCAAAAAUCUACGGGUGUCGUGGUUGCACUGAAGCGGAUUUUGAUGCACAACGAGAAGGAAGGCAUGCCUGUUACCGCCCUCCGCGAGAUCAAGAUUCUGAAAGCGUUGAAACAUCCAAGUAUCAUCAGCAUCUUGGAUAUGUUCGUCGUUCGAAGUUCGGAUAAAGAUCCUCUGUCAGUUUAUAUGGUGUUUCCGUACAUGGACCACGAUCUCGCGGGGCUCCUUGAAAACGAACGUGUGAAACUACAACCGAGCCAUAUCAAGCUGUACAUGAAGCAGCUUUUGGAAGGGACGGAAUACAUGCAUCGGAACCAUAUAUUGCACCGCGACAUGAAAGCCGCGAACCUCCUCAUCUCGAAUGAUGGUACACUGCGCAUCGCGGACUUUGGAUUGGCGCGGUCGUUUCACUCUGGCGCUUCGAAUCCCCUUCCUUCCUCUUCUUCAUCGGCGGCGGAUGGUAGUGGACAUCGGAGUCGGGAGAGAAAGUACACGAACUGUGUGGUGACGAGGUGGUAUCGACCCCCUGAGCUCCUGUUGGGUGCGAGACAUUAUGGUGGGGAGGUUGAUAUUUGGGGUAUUGGGUGUGUGUUGGGAGAAAUGUUCACUCGAAGACCUAUUUUGCCGGGUACUUCGGAUCUUGACCAGCUCGAAAAGAUAUGGAAUCUUUGUGGAGCGCCGAAUCAGCACAACUGGCCGAAUUACGACUUGCUUCCUGGAUGUGAGGGUGUGACGAGGUUUAAUAGUCAGCCGAGGAGGUUGAGGCAGACAUACGAGAGUGUUGGACCGGAGACGGUGGAUCUAUUGGAUAAGUUGUUGAUGUUGAAUCCGAAGGGAAGGCUUACAGCCGCCCAAGCGCUGGAACAUGAUUACUUCUGGACAGAUCCGUUACCCGCUGAUCCAAAGACGUUGCCCACAUACGAAGCCUCUCACGAAUUCGAUAAGCGCGGGCACAGGAAUCAUCAGCCAAUACAUCAAGGCCCACCUCCGGGCAUCCUCCAUCCGAACCAGCAGAGGCCUCCUGGGAACCCACCGUUUAACAGGAAUGGCCCGCCGAGGGGGUUCCCGCCGCCCCAACAGCAGCAGCCGUUCGGGGGCCCAGGUGGUGUGGGUGUUGGUGGCCCAGGUGGUGGCGGUGGUGGGAUGGACAGAAGAGGAAACCGCCCGCCGUACGGAUCGAAUAUGCCCCAUCCGACUUACGACCAGAUCCACGGCCUCAAGUUCGCUGCGCACGGGCAUGGACAGAGUCAUGGGCAACAUCACAACUAUCACCAGCCACCGCCGCCAGGGGAUACUCGGCUCAACAACUUUGUGAGCGCGUAUAAUAGGGGCGCGGGUGGUGCGAAUGCGAAUGCGAAUGUGAAUAGGCCGGGAGGGGGGAUGGGGAUGGGGAAUGCGCCUCAUCCGAUGUAUCCAGGAGGUGGCCCUGGAGGUGUGCCGCCGCCGCCUUUUGCGCUCCCUCGUCAUCCGAUGGCGGGGCCGGGAUCGAUGCCGAUGGCGGUACCGCCUGGGUUUGGUCCGCCUCCAGGUCAAGGUGCGAGAGGUCCAGGGCCGGGGCAGGGGCAGCGGAGAGAGUGGACCAGUCGUGGUGGUGGUGGUGGAGGAGGAGGAGGCAAGCUGCCGUUGAACCCUGGGUUGCCGCCGAAGCCUGUGGGUGGACCUGUUAGUGGGGGUGUUGCGAUGGGUAUUCCGAAUAGAGAUAGGGAUGGUGGGAGGGAUUACGAUCGAAAUCGAGCGCCACCUCCUCCGCCGUCGUCGAGUGGGGAUGCGUUGAAUUAUGGAUAG